CGCUCCUUUAUCCCUGUCCCUUGAUCGUCCCUCUUCUCCCUCCCCCGUCUCGUUCCCAAUUCCAGCGUCAAUCUCAAGCCAAAAUCUCGGAAACCCUAGCCCUAAUUCUGAACAAAUUCCCAUAAACCCUAACCAUAGCCCUAGUCCCUAAUCCUUCAAUGUUCAAGAGUAGGCUUCAGGAGCUAUGCCACCAGCGAAUGUGGGCCGCGCCGGACUACAACGUUAGUUUGACGCCCGACUUCUCGAAGUCGUCGAAGGAGGCCCAGAACAAGGCCGCUCAGGCCGCCGUCGAUCACUUCGCCGUCGCUCUCCCGCCACCGCCUACGAAAGCCUCCCCUCAAAUCCCCGAAAAUCAAAUUUCAUUCAAGAGUCAGCUGCAUACCUACGCUCAAAAGAACAAUUUUGAUCUGCCAAAAUAUGAAGCUGUUCGUGAGGGUUUUGCUCACGCUUCUCGCUUCAAGGCUAAUGUGACAGUUGAUGGGCAAACCUACAAUAGUCCACAAUUCUUCAAUACAGUGAAAGAGGCUGAAAAUGAUGCUGCUAGAGUGGCUCUUUCAUCUUUAUCUGUAGAUGAAAAUCCACAGGAUAAUUCAUCUCUGUACAAGAAUAUGCUGCAAGAGUUGGCAACAAAGGAAGGACUUCACUUGCCAAAGUACAACACAGUCAGCAGUGGUGCAAGUCACAUGCCCGUUUUCUCUUCCACAGUUGAAAUUGAUGGUCAUAGUUUUAUGGGAGAAGUUGGAAGAAGUAAAAAGCAGGCGGAGAUAAAUGCCGCAAAAGUUGCUUGGUUUAAGCUUAAAGAACGUUCUGUUGUCAAUUUCGGGAGAGCUAACUCUCCCUUUAGUUAUUCAAAGCAUGAACAUAUUGAACCUGCACCUUUAGGGUCAAAGUCAAAGGACACGAACUUGGCACACAAACAAUUGGCUUCUUCAGGGUUGCAGUCAAGGGAUAUCCCUGACUUGGGGCUGCCUAAGCCUCUGUCAACUGCACUGUCAUAUGUCAAGGUGGUUAAAAGUGGAGAUGUUUCAGCAAGAGCUAAACUUUCUUCUGGUUGUUUGGAUAAUGAACAUCUUCAGCCUGCUUCCUUAGGGUCACAGCCGAAGGACAAUAGGAACUUGAUGUGUGAAAAUCUUGAGUCAGCUUUCUCAGGGUCACAGUCAAAGGACACCAGGGACUUGGAGCUGCCAAAACCUCUCUCAGUUCCACUUUCAUUUGUCGCGAUGAAACAUAGUGGAAAUAAUUCAGAUAAAAAGCAAAAAGAUGAAAGUACUGUUAACAAUCGCUCCAGCACUGUGGCUAUGCCUAUAAAUCUCCAAGAUCACCAGGAUCCGUAUAUAACUGAGGGAACCAUGGUCAGUGGCAAUGGCUUGACUAAAAAGAUAGCUGCAUCAUACGAUAAGCUGGAUUCUAAGGUUCCUGCCAACCAAGGAAUUUGCAGCAUUCCUCGAAAUAGGAGCUCUAACCAUCUUGUUGCUAAUGAGAAUUCAUCGCUGCUCUGUAAUAGAGUAAGGGUCUAUCCACGUACAUCUGAUAUGGUGUUGCCUGAAGGUGCCAUCCCCCUACCAUUUAGCGAUGAUAUGUGGGUUGCUGUCAGCUUGGAUUUCUCAGACCAUGAAGGUAUAAAUCAUGAGGAUGGCCAAGCAAUAGAAAAUGACUCUGAUAUCGUCAGUAUGGCUCCUGUUGUUCAUGAUGAUCAGGGAACAAACUCGGGCUCAAAAGAAAACAUGCUAAAUGGCAAUGCUCAUAUUGACAAGACAAUUUUAUCUCUUCCUAAGCUAGACGUUGAGGUUAUUGAAGACACUUUUCCUGAAGAUGAGACCAAAUCUUCCACAGGAUCCGCUUGUGAUAACCACUGUGUUGUGGAUGUAAACUCUGCAUCUCCAAUCAGAGAGAUGGCGUGUUCAUUUGAAUGCAAUAGAGUCAGGGUGUACCCAAAGAAACCUGGGAUGGUGUUGCCUGAAGGUGCAUCAUUGCUACCGUUUAGUGACGAUAGCUGGGUUGCUGUCAGUUUGAACUUCUGAUAUCAUGGAGACAAUUCAAUUGCUCGGGUAAUCUGUAAUCCGAGCAAACUGAGAUCUACAUGUCGAAAUUUUACGGUUAGCAUUUCCAGUGGCAGUCAUGUAACUCAAUUGCUGUGUCAUUUACAUGCAUACUUCUUUUGGUGUCUGCAUAUUUUGUUGUGGCACAACUUCUUGUACAUGGUGCGAAGGUGCGGACUCAGUAUAGAUGUAUGCGCUGAAUGAAUAUGAUGCUUUGCAUUCUUGAACAACCUUUGUAACAUGAAUUUAAUUCUGAUGGCAAGACUUAGGUGUCAUUAAAGUUGGUCA
Molecule: messenger RNA, 2327 nt
Organism: Asparagus officinalis (garden asparagus)
Lineage: Eukaryota; Viridiplantae; Streptophyta; Magnoliopsida; Asparagales; Asparagaceae
Product: double-stranded RNA-binding protein 1-like
Molecular function (GO): double-stranded RNA binding
Source: RefSeq, a predicted model, not a curated record